Messenger RNA from Nezara viridula (southern green stink bug), 2533 nucleotides. Lineage: Eukaryota; Metazoa; Arthropoda; Insecta; Hemiptera; Pentatomidae. The record is from the annotation of a GenBank genome assembly.
GUAUUUUCAUUUUAAAUAAUUAAUUGUAAUACACCCCUGAUUACAGGAAAAAAUAAAUUAAAGCUUUGUAAUAAUUUGUUUUAGUUUUUUUGCUGGCAGAAUAUCAAAUCCCAAAAUUUUUAGACAAAUGAAUCUCAACUUAUUUGGUAACGAACCUCAAUUUAAUUAAAAUGCACUUACAGCUCAUCAAACAUUUUCUAUGAAGCAAUCUUUAACAACCUAAAUUAAAUAUUUAUUUACUUAUCAUUUUCUAUUUUAAAAAAGAAAAAGAUCUUAACCUACAAACUCUAUAUAAUUUUGUUUCCUAGCAACAAUCAAAACAACAAACCAUUCAACAGUAACCACUUGAAAAGUUAAAUUGAGUUACUUUAUGGUGGUUAGUUAUUAGUUUGCAGUAUUUAAAACUAAGAAAGUUUCCAACAAUUGAUUUUUUUGGUCAUAAAGAAUAAGAGAAGAUGACAGAUUUAAUGGAUCAAUUGUAUUCAGCUCAUCAGAUAUUAAUACCACCCAACCUUCCGUCAAUAUUAAAGAAAUAUGCCAAAGCUGCCAUUCGUACUCAGCCUAGAGAUCUGCUGCUUUGGUCCUACUAUUAUUUCAAAGCAGUCUCCAAUGGUUUACCUCCACCAGUGAAAGAAAGAAUUGAAUACCCAUUGCCGGUGACUGCUUCAGGAUUGACCCCAGGUUUUCUUAAAGUCAUUUAUAAUCAGAUAGGAAACGUUAAAACAGUGUCAAAGGAAGUCAUUGAAGAAAAAUGGGAAAAUAUCUGUUUAGAGAAAGAGAAAGUUGAAAUGCUUUUUAAAGUUGGAAGCUUUCCUCAAGAAGUAAAUUGGAUGAAAUUUCUUGCGAUCGCUGCUGGCUCUAUUGAAAAAGAUUUGACUGGAACGAUGUCACUUCUUUGUGAAUUGCUCACAGAAGAACCUGAAGGAGGUUCCUCAAUGAUUCCUGUCGAAACAUUUUUCAAUCUUUAUAAAUAUCUGGCAUCAUUGAAUUGUGGUCCUGAAGAUCCACAUCCCAUAUGCGUAGAAUCGUCAUCAGAAGAAAUUUCUCAAAUUGUUCAAACAGAUAUUCAGUAUUCCAAUCAAGGAGUUGAUGGAUCAGAGGAUACUUGGGACACUUUGAUACGUGAAAUGGGACAACAGGAUUCUGAAGAUACCAUAGCAACUGAUGAUCUCAGAGAAGUUGACUCCAAAGCUGGACUGGUUGUUUGGCCAGAUCUGUUCCCUGAUGAACUGAACCUCAAACCACCAAAAGCUUCACCACGACCUUCAGAAGAGUUUGUGACAUCUGAUACUGGUCUGCAGGUUUGGGAUGAAGAACAGUUUCAAAAUAAAGUUGUUGAGAAGGUUGAAAUAAGUGAAGCCUCGAAGGAUGCCCAAGAUGUUUCUGCAGGAAACAUUUCUAAUGAGGAUGAAGGUGUACAAGUUAAUCCUGAUUCAGAUUUUGGUGGGAAAAUGCAAGCAACAACAGAGAUCGAUAAAGACAUGAAUGAGAGCGAAGUAGAAGGUUUAGAACAAAAAACUGAUACAGAAGUAAAUUUCCAAACUCCCAGUGAAAGUUCUCUAAAAGAUCUACCUAAAUGUGUAAGAGAUGAUCAGAAGGCCGGAACUGAGAAUAAAAAAGAUAUUAAUCUAGAAUUUAUCAUGGAACCGGACACAUCCAUGAUCUUGGUUCCGACCCCUAUUGUGUCAAGAGAAUCCCUUUGUAGUGAUCAGAGAUCCAUAAAAAAUAUUACUGAAUCCGAAAAUGAACCUUCAAUAGGAGAGAAAUUGAUAACAACAGCUUCAUUGAAGGAUUUGAAGAUAGGAUCGAGGAAAAUAAAAAGGGAAGAACCUCCACCUCCUUGGGCAGCAGGUGAUGUUUUUUGGAUAUAUUUGCCUGGGAUUGGACCCCCGGUUCCCCAGCAUGUUAUUGACGAGGUUGAAGUAUAUUUAAGACAGUGUGCAUCAAAACAAUGUGGAAUGGUAAUGCCAAGGAACUUGAGACAUUUUCUUUGUCCUAGCCUUGAUGGUCUAGUCGAAGAAAUUUAUUUAGAAAACAAGGAACCCGAAUGCAUUGAAUGUUCUUUUCAGUCCAUCAAUGAAGAUGUAAACAAAGUGAUCAAGCUGCCAGACUCAGCAACCGACCACUUUUAUUUCUGAAUAAAAAAAUGUUUAUUGUAAUAUACACCUUAAUUGGAAGUUGGUAAAUAUGUUGUAAUAAAUUAAUGUUGAACAGUUAAAAGGCAAGCUAAUCUAGUUUCACUAAUUCAGGAAAAAGAAAAUGACUGCUCUGUAAGUUCCCCAGAAAGGAAAAUCCCAAAGAGAAAAUGGGAGAAGGGAUCCUAGCUCCAGUAGGUUAAACCCAAUAACAGUAUUACCAUCUUGUAAGUUGUUGUUUGGAAUUACAAGAGAUAGGAUCUCCCUGGGAGUUUCAGUUGAGUAGAAGAAAGUGUUACCAUUUUGGAAGAUGUGUUUGGCAGAAAAUAGGGAAAUGUUAGAAGACAAAUGAAUUUAGUGCAACAAAGGAAGGAACAGUAUAUAUAGAAAAAAGAUUA